GCACAAAUAAAACACGUAACAGCAGAUUCAAGCCUACCGUUUGAAGUAAUUUUUCCGCCUCCUAAAUAGACAGUCAGCACCACCACCAAACCUCAACCGCCGCCGACACGAUCCCGCCGCGCCAGGACGGAAUCCAACCGCGCCGAGAAACCAGCCGGGCAUCCCGGAAAGCACCAAAUCAUCUUCAAUGAAGCGAAACCACCACGCCUCCUACAACUCGACGGAUCGGAAAUGGGUAAUGCCACUGACCGUGCUCGGAGUUCUCUGCUGCCUUUUUCUGAUAACUGUCCGCCGCGCCAAGUACCCGGCCGCGGGGAAGGCAGGUUUUACGCCGUCCACCUCCUCCGGUAAGUGGGAAUCCAGAUUCUCCGGCGGCGGUUUCGAGGACCCAUUGAAGCUGCCGAAGCUGCCCAGAUUCGCCUACUUGAUAUCCGGGACGAAAGGGGAAGUUCCGCAGGUGAAACGUCUACUUCAGGCGCUGUAUCACCCGAGGAAUUACUACUUGCUCCAUCUCGAUCUGGAAGCUUCCGACGCCGAGAGGCUUGAGCUGGCUAAGUAUGUGAAAUCGGAGAAUUCGGUGCUUCGAACGAUUGGGAAUGUGAUGGUGAUUGGGAAGGCGGAUUUGGUUACAUACAGAGGGCCAACGAUGAUCGCCAGUACGCUCCAUGGGAUUGCCGUUUUGUUGAAGCUGGCUGGGGAUUGGGAUUGGUUUGUCAAUCUCAGCUCCUCCGAUUACCCUUUAAUGCCUCAAGAUGAUAUCUUGCACAUCUUCUCUUAUUUGCCUAGAGAUCUGAAUUUUAUGGAGCACACAAGCAGCAUCGGUUGGAAAGAGUUCCAGCGAGCACGGCCUAUAAUCAUAGAUCCAGGCUUGUAUCAUUCGAAGAAAUCGGGUGUAUUUUCUGCCAAAGAGAAGAGAUCAAUGCCUGCUUCGUUCAAAUUAUUUACAGGUACCUACCUCUGUUCAGAAUGGGUUGUGCUAACGAGGGCAUUUCUAGAAUUCUGUGUUUGGGGAUGGGACAAUCUCCCCCGUACAGUCUUGAUGUACUACACGAACUUCCUGGCAUCCCAAGAGGGUUACUUCCAUACCGUGGUUUGUAACCACAAGGACUACCAGAACACCACAGUCAACCACGACCUGCAUUACAUAACAUGGGACAACCCUCCUAAGCAAAACCCGGUAUCUCUAACCACGGAGCACUUCCAGGACAUGGUGGCAAGUGGUGCACCUUUUGCCCGUCGGUUUGAGAAGGGCGAUCAUGUCUUGGACAGAAUCGAUGCUGAACUUUUGAAGAGAUCUGCAAAUGGUUUCACUCCUGGGAGUUGGUGUUUGGGGAAUCCUGGCCCUGGUAAAGAUCCUUGUGUUGUACAUGGGAGUUCGGAUGUUGUUAAACCGAGCAUAAGUUCUAAGCGGCUGGAGAAAUUAGUACUAAAACUUCUUGAUUCUGAAAGUUUCAGAUCCAAACAGUGUAUAUAAGUGUUGUAAUGUGGGUUAUUUCUUUUGUUCCAGCUUGAGUGAAAUCUAUAUAUGGCUAUUUCUUUGUUCAUUGAUAGUUAACGACUGUUUGACUUGGUGCUGAGGACAGCUAACAGAUAAAAGGAAAUUACUUUAGAGAAACUAGUCAUUCUAUUUUGUAGGGUUUAUCCACAGGAGGGAAUGUUUCUUUGUUCUCUAUCCUUUUUCCUCCUUAAGGAUAU
Linum tenue is the source of this 1695-nucleotide messenger RNA. The record is from the annotation of a GenBank genome assembly. NCBI's taxonomy places the organism in Eukaryota, Viridiplantae, Streptophyta, Magnoliopsida, Malpighiales, Linaceae.